Porites lobata is the source of this 12309-nucleotide messenger RNA. The record is from the annotation of a GenBank genome assembly. NCBI's taxonomy places the organism in Eukaryota, Metazoa, Cnidaria, Anthozoa, Scleractinia, Poritidae.
AAGCCUGGCACUGGUUAUCGACACAAAUGGUUCAAAAUUUUCGUUCGUUUCAAGAAAAGCGGGGGAAAGAGGAUACCAAAUGGAAUGGUUCAUCCAGGUGGAAUGUGUGCUAUACCGGAUAUUUGUAUAUAUGUUUCGUCUGUGCUCACUGCUCAGCACUUUUGCCACUGCGCUUUGUUAAAUUGAAAUAAAUCAGUCACACGCUAGUUUCCCCCCAACCAAGCGAAAGCAGCACUUAACAAAGCGAACCUUGACUUUGUCACUUGUGUUUUCUAUCCAUUUGGGGCUUACAGAUUCUGAUUGAAGUUAUAAUAUAACCAGAUUUCUCCUCCUGUUGUUGAAAGCGCUAAUUUUAUCUUAUUUAUAUCUUUGGCACUCCAUCGCAGAGUAUUGUUUUCCUCGAAGUUAUUAAAAAAAGGAAAAAAAAAGUUAAUAAUUAUUUUAGUUAACAAUUGCAACAGGCAAACUCAUUGAUUCUGCUUACUCUCCUCCCCCGCGCCCUUCUGAACAACACCUUAACAUUACGUUUUACUUAAACAGGAGGAUGAAGUUUAUAUUUGUGCUACCGCUGCUGCUGUGUUACAGUUCCGCUCAGGAACCUCGAGGUGAGUAUAUUGCACACUCGAACCUAUGUGAGUGACUACCUUUCGUAAGCGACCGGCUAAGCAAAACACCAAAACUUUCCCAGUGAAAGCCCUACAGCUGGAACCUAGUAAACGACCACCUCCUGUAAGUGACUGCGACCACUAUUUGGGGCUGACGGUUUAAUGAUUUCCAUUGGUUUUAACCUCUUGUAAGCGACCACUUCGUGGUCCUUCAAGCAUUGUCUGAUCUCUAUUCUCAUUCGUAUGAAAGCCGCUGCGUGACGAUUUAAUCAACUAGAUUACUGCGUGCUCCCUUGGGAAGCAGUCUAUUGGUCCUUUACGGUCCACAGGGAAAUUCCCUAGGCCUUUUAUACGCCCUAGCAAACAAAUUCGCCGUCUUCUCGCAAGUCUACUCUACAACGGGCAAGCAAGUUUCCCCACCCUCCUCCCCUUCAGCGGCGCUGGCAAAUUUUCUCUAUCAGCCCACCCUAUGCCUUAUGCAAAAUUUUUCACCCAUAACUUAUCCAUCAAAAGGCAUAAGGUGGCUUUUAUGCGAAUGUGAAUUAGUUACUAUUUUGGCUGUGUGUACUAUCCUAAUAGAAAUAUACGGACAACUUUAGCAAAACAUGGAACUACACACUUGCAAUAACUUAUCUUCCAUGAAAAAAGUUUGUGUUCGGACAUCUCCUUAAGCGGCCAUUGAGUCUGCAUUUUUUGUACUCUCUUAUGGGGGUUCACAUGUAUUUUUAUGGCGCAGAAUAUACUAUACGCCCCUAUUUUUCUCCUGUCCGUCCACCCAAUCAGCUGACAUGGAGAAAACAGAGCUAAACAGAAACUAGUGUUUAACUAGUAAUGAACAGUGCAACAUUGAUGCCGUUGUGUUUCAAACUUUGAAGGCUUUUGUUACGGUUGACCAUACCUUACCAUCAUCUAAACUGGACUGUUACGGUAUAAGCGGCCCCGAAGGAGACUGGUUCAGGUCAUACCUUUACCAAAUUCUCUUCUAAACACCCGUAGGCAUCCAUCUUCCAAAAGUGACCCCUCACCUUUGCAUUUUGGGUUAAUGCCGAAAUGAGAGGUCAAUGUAUAUUUCAUGUUACCAAACGGAUGCGACAGCAGGCAAUUUGUUAUGAUUUGGAGAAAUAACACAACAGUUUUCAAUUCACAAGACAGGUUUCGGUAAACGUAUGCCAUCUUCAUUUGUAGAAGCUCGUUACAAUUUGAACUCUUCAGUUGUAGAAGUACUUACGAUCAGUUACAAUUUGAAUAUGCUAAUUAACUACAAUGAUUUAAUGAAAGCUAAAUGUGACAGAGGAACAAUGGGGAGAGAAAAAGAAACAGCAUAAAUAACAGUAUUUAUUUUGAUUAUAAUAUUUUUUGUCAUGAUAAUUAUGAUAACGUAACCACAGGAAAAACAAAACACUCAGUAUUGACAGCACAAGACAAGAUAAUCAUAAACUAAUAUUACUUUCAAGAAAAAGAUACAUAUUGCAUUUUUUUAUUGAUCAUUGUCUCAGGGUCGGCUACAUUUUCUCCUUAAACUAGUUGUAGCUUUCGCUAAGUGCCAACGAAAGAAAAAGAAUUUGCCUACAUCACCGGUUUUAGUUCCAAUGUUUAUCCCGAACCAUUUCAGCUGCUUAGGCGAGAAUUUACACUACAAGAAAUCCUCGUUCCUACAUUUCUGCCAUGCUCUUGGCCUUAAAAUCGCUCUUAUUCUUCUGCUUAGACAUUUGGAACCUUAAACUUGUCGAGUUUCAAACAGCGAAAGGGAAAUAACAUUUAUAGGUUAGCGCGAACUUGAAGUUCGUACAAGUACAGUAAUGUGGCAGAGAAUGGCCGAACUUUGAAGGUUAGUUUACAACAAAGGUCAUCAAAAGUCACGUGAAACUACACGUGAAAUCUAACGCCACUAAAAUCCCCAGGAAAUCUACACCUUACAUUACGCUUUUCACAGCACGAUCGAGAAUUUUUCUGCCUGCUGCAAUACUUCGCGUGGCAUUAAGCUGGCCGCCUCGCAAGCCGACCGUCUUCGCUCGGUUUGCUCGUUUGCAAUUAAUCAAAAGCUGGGAUGUAAGUUGUGACUCAUUGGAUUGGCAUGUACAGGCUUAUUCUUAACCUGUGCCACAUUAUUAUAGUCCCCUGGUUCUAAAAGUUCUAGAAAAAUAAUGUCUGGUUGUACUGGAGAGUAAGAUAAUAGGAGAUAUGAAAUGAAUGUAAAUACAAACAUUUGUUAUUCAAUUUUGUAAUGAGUGAAACAAAAGAUUCUUUUGCCUAAAAAUUGAAGAACUAAUGCGCUUCUGGUUCGCAGUCAAUAGGUGAGGUCAGCGUGAGUAUCACUACAGCUGUACAUGUAUAUCAAGCUUCUUUGGUCUUAACAUUCUCAAGAGAGCCACAAAAAGAAACAUUACAGUAAUUGACGCCCGAUAACUCGAACCCUCUCUAACUUGAACCAACAACGAUUUCCCCUGGAUUUGCUUCAUACAUUUACUGUAAUUUUACCCUUGGUAACUUUACUGUUUGAUAAUUCAUAAUAAGUACAAGGCUUGACUGAGUAACAGUUUGUAUGUACAUCUGGCUUUUAUUAUAAGCCAACGCACAAUGUACCUGUUUGGUGUAUAGGAAUUACAUGUACAUGUAUUGAUUAUUUAACUUUUACAUGAUGUAAUUAUUGUAAUAAUUUAUUGUAAAUAUACUUUGUUUUCUUUUGCAGAUCUAUUUGGAAUUAAAGAACCUUUCCCUGCAAACAUCUACCCUAUUGAGGGGACUGAAACUAAAGUUACUUGUGUGGCUUUUGAUCCAUCAGGAAAUAAAACUCCUGAAAGGAUACAGUUUAUGAGGAAAGAUAAUUUUGCACGCUACACAAAUAUAACAGCGAGUGAAAAUGUUAUAUUUACAGAAACGACAGAACCUGCAGAACCUCCAGCAAGUGAGUUGUUUCUUUUUGGACAUUCCUAAAGAUACCGCCAUGUACAUGUACAUGUAUGGGUAUGCUGAGUUGCUGUGGUUCAAGAUAUGACACCACCCCCCCCCCCUUGUACCAGGGUGGGGGUAUGAAUUUGCGUGUACGUCCGAGAGUUAACUCGUAGAUACACAUCAUUGAGUUGUUAUUGACGCUUUUACUCACUCACUCACUCACUCACUCACCCACUCACUUGGAGAGCGUCUCCAAAUUUCAGAAAGCAUUAUUUAGAUACAGUCGAACCUGUAUAUAUAACGGCCCUGUAUUAAGCGGCCAGUUUUCAAAGUCCCUAUUUUUCACUCAUACAAACGAUGUAUUUGUUACCUGUAUUAGGUGGCCACUUCUUUUAAGCGGCCGCUGCCACCCUGUAGCAGUCCUAGCCUAUGUUUGUCUUUCUUUGUUAUUUUUACCUGUAUUAAGCGGCCACCCUUGAACGGAAACUAAUAUGAUCCAAUAUCAGUAAGGCAAUCACUAAGGCAGAAACCUUAGCACGCGACUGACUUAGCACAAACGAGCGACGAGGAAUGGUGACGUCAACAAUCACAUUGCUGAACACCAUUUACAGACGCAACAUUAAAUAACGUAUCCUACAGACUACUAUCAACGACUUACUUUAGAAAGCUGGUUUACUAACUUAGAACAAACACCUCUGAAUUGUUGCCAAAAGUUAUAAGCACCGUACAAAAGACUUAUUGACGAGAUCAAGCAAAACUAACUACGACAGAACGACUGGAGAACUGACAAUGUGACUAACAAUACACAACUGUUAAACUGUAACAACAGACGGAUCGAAACGGACCAAUUACUGAUUACGAGUCUUCAUAGCCAAUAACAUCACGGCUUAACUGACAGACGACCAAUAACAUCGCGACGUAAUUGACCAAUCAGAUCAAUAACCAAAGUAUAAUACCAUCAACUGACGUGAUACAACUCACUUUAACUCUGAAGAUGUCUACCGCACAGGUUGUCGAAACGUCAGUCACUGUCAACAACAACAGUCCUAUUCAGGACUUCGUUCACCCGGACGACCAAACACAACCUACUAUAAUUUUUGUUCAAUAACUUCAGAAAUGAAUUAAAAGAGCAGCUAAACAGUCUACGCCUGAAACAUUAAUUAUAAAAAAUGAUCAUGAUGAUAUCGUUUGUUUAAGGAGAAAAACUGAGAAUAUUUUCCUUUUCAAUGCACCAUUUCUUUGCGUGAUCAGUUUGAGUAGUUGGUUUCAGAUAGACAUCGGUGAAACCUGAUCCUUGUCAACAACUUUGUUGCCUAGCAGAUGACCGAAAGUUUUCUCUAAUAUUUACCAAAGUUGACGUGUCAAGUCGGCAUGCUUUGCACUAUACAAGCAGUGCUUGAUACAGUGUACGUAGUUCUUAGUGUGCCCGAAGCGUGGUGAUGAGAAUGCGAGAAUGAGCUGCUUGAAGAAUAAUUUAUUUCCUUGAUUUUGCCUCCGUUUCGAUAAGAUCAUUUCAAAACAUUUAUUUUGGCAUUUCCUCACUCGUAUUCUGGUGCAAAAUCGCACCGUUUUUCAGCAGACUUAAGUCAAGAUGUUGGAUCAAUUUAAGAUUUUAAGAAUACAUUCGAGAGUUUCCUUAGAUGUAAAUGUAUGAAAGCAGUGCUGUCAACUCUCCCGGAUAAUCCAUUUUGGACCGUAUCUCCCGGUCUCCAGAUUAGAGUCUGAUAUCUCCCAGAUAAUCGCCAAAGUUGCUAUUUCUUGUAGACUCGACUUUCCGACCAUAAAAUUUCAAAUAUUUUGCGUUGUUUGAGCUACUGUUAACAUGGAACGUCCUGUCAUAAAUUCUGGUAUGCCACUGUAAUUUAAGCAAUAAUCUGAUAAUGUGGCUAAAUAUGAACUGUUUAUGUGCUAUCAGUACGUCGAUCGGAACCAACGAGCAUUUUUGGCACAAAUGACGUCAUUUGUCGCGCUAUAUUAAGUCAUCUAUCAUUCCUUCCCUAUCAAUUCUCCACAUUUGAUGUCGUGGAGGGUUAACAGCCCUGUGAAAGCUUGUUGCAAAGUUAAUUGGGAUUACAUUUUAAAAGUAGCCAAGGACGCCAAGCGGGAUGCUGAGUCCCUAAGCACCUUGGAAUUUUAUGGAAAAUCGUACGAUGAUCUACGAGCAGAGUCUGUGAAUAGCCUUAAACAGCUCUGGUCACGCCUAAAUUUGAUGUCAUCCCGAGUCGAAAAGAUCGGAGAUUCAAUUGAACAACUGCAAAGGUAUAGUUUCCAGUACAAUAUCAAGAUUAUUGGCCUUCCAGAAAGCGAGACGCACGAAUCGGCCUCCCAAACUGCCUCCCUGUGUAUCAAUCUUUUCAAAACCGCUGGAAUUGAAAUUUCAAAUCAAGACAUCGAUAUCGCCCAUCGUAUCCCUACCAGAAUUGCCACUUCUAGCCCUCGACCAAUUGUCUGCAAAUUCACAAGAAGAACUGUGAAAGAGCAAGUAAUGAAUGCAUGAAAUAAAGCUUGUAAAGUGUCGGCCAAUUCGAUCGGACUACUGUCCAGUUAUUCCUUGGAAUACGUCAGGCUAUUUGAUCACCUUACUCCCUUGCUUCAGCAACUCUUGGCAGAUUCAAAGAAAUGUCAAAAGAGAAACGGCUUCAAGUUCUGCUGGGACAAGAACUGUAUUAUUUAUCUUCGACGAACCGAAGAUUCUCUCCCGAUCCAAAUCAAGUGCCACAACGACCUUGUGAACUUUGCAAAUCAGAAGGGUUUACCCAUGUACCUUUCACAAAUUCCUGAGCAACUGACACUUUAAUUAGCUGAACUUAGCCGUCACUAUGAUGGCUGACGAGUCGCAUUUGGAAUUUCUCUUUCCAUUUAAUCAUUUAGAUAAUAGUUCCUUUAACCUAGCACUCUAAGAGUUAUCCUAUGGCCCUUUAAAUCUCAAUAGCAACCGUCUUGUAACACUCUUAUUUAAUCCUAUAGGGCAACCUGAGUUAUCCAACUCACUUUCCAGUCAUCUGAACCCUGAUUCUAAUUUUAUUGCUGGUCUACCCUCAAGUAAUUACUUGGCCGAGGAUGAUAUAAAUAGUCGAGUAGCUCCCCUUAGCGACAAAAUAAACUUUUCCAUUAUACACCUAAAUGCUCGUAGCUUGCUAAAAAAUCUUGACCAAUUGAAUUUAGUGCUUGGAAGUCUCAAAAUCGGUGUUUCAGAAACGUGGCUGACUGAUUGCACUGCAGAGCUGGUUAAUAUCACUGGACACAAUUUUGUCUCAAACCAUCGCAAAUCCAAAACAGGUGGCGGAGUAGACAUUUAUUUACAAAACGACUUUCAAUACAAACUUCUUAAUGAAUGCAAAUUGUCAGAUCCAGAGAAGAUUGAGUCUUUAUUCGUGGAGAUUACAGUUCCCCACGGGAAAAACAUUUUUGUUGGAUCUGUGUAGAGACCGCCAAAUCAAAACACGGCCUUGUUUCUAGACAAAUUUAACGACAUUCUUUCUCGUAUUUCUAAGGACAACAAACAAUGUUAUGUUAUGGAAGACUUUAACCUCGACCUUCUCCAGUACAACCAUCAUACAACAACUCAAGAAUUUAUCGACACUCUAUUUUCCCACGCAUUUAUUCCUGUCAUCUCCAAUCCAACGCGCCUCACCUCUUAUUCUGCAACCCUAAUCGAUAAUAUAUUCACAAAUAAUCUUUCUCAAAAUGUUUUAAAUGGUAUUGCUCUAAACGAUUCAUCCGAUCACUUACCGGUUUUGCUUAUUUUUCUGGCAAAACCCUGACGCGCGAUGGAGAAAAUAAAGUAUUCAUACGCAAAAUUACUGACAAAAAUUUGCAUAAAGUCAACAAAAACGUUUCAAACACAAACUGGGCCUCAUUUCUUGAUGAAGAUCCCAACACCAAUGCCUGCUUCCCUUUAAAGGUCAUUAAAGGCAAGCUACUGAACAACUGCAGCUCUCCUUGGAUCACCCCGGGACUUCUGAAAUCUAUUAAGUAAACAAGAAAAACAGAUUAUAAAAUAAAUUCAUCAGAUCUCCCUCAUUAUGCAAUGAGCGAAAGUAUAAAACCUACAAAAACAAACUGAACCAUUUAAUUCGCAUCGCAAAACGUAAAUACUAUGAUACUAAGUUUGAGAGUGCCAAAAAUGACCUUAGAACAACUUGGAAAUUGAUUAAUGAGGUUAUAAAUAAGCGUAAAAGUAAAUCACCUUUACCUUCAUCACUUGCAUCUGAGGGUAAAACGAUAACGAGUCCUGUGGAAAAUGCUGAUAAAUUCUGUAAAUACUUUACUAAUAUUGGCCCCAACCUAGCUAGAGCAAUACGCGACUUAAAUUUCUCAUUUAGUUCUUUUCUUGGUGGUGUUAACCAUCCUCCUAUCAUCCAGCACCCUACCGACCCCUGUGAACUGGGAAGCAUUUGUGGCAUGGUUGCCUCGGGGAAGGCCCCCUGCUAUGACAAUAUUUCAAUGCGUGUAAUUAAACACUCAUUUCACCUGAUUUCUGUCCCUCUGGCCAACAUCAUAAAUCUGUCUUACAAAAAGGCAUCAUCCCUGAUAAACUAAAAAUUGCUAAAGUGAUUCCUAUUUACAAAGCAGAUGAUCCUAUUCAUUUUACAAACAACAGACCCAUUUCUUUGUUGUCCAUGCAAUUUUUCCAAAUUUUUUGAAAAAGUAAUGUAUAAUCGCAUGAUUGAAUUCGCCGAGCAGUAUAAUAUACUAUACCGCUGCUAGUUUGGAUUUCGUGAAAACUAUUCAACGUCCCAUGCUCUAAUCCAUCUGAUAAAUAGAAUCUCUUCGGCAAUUGACCAGCGUGAAACUACUGCAGGUGUUUUCCUAGAUCUCUCCAAAGCUUUUGACACUCUUGAUCAUCAAAUCUUAUUCAUCAAGCUGGAGCACUAUGGCAUCCGUGAUGUGGCUCUGCAGUGGAAAAAAAGCUACUUUUCUUGCCGUCAGCAAUUCGUCUAAAUUAAUCAAACUUUUUCCUCAAUGCAGACCGUUAAGUGUGAAGUUCCUCAAGGAUCCAUGUUAGGCCCCUUAUUCUUCAUACUUGACAUAAAUGAUCUUCCCAACGCCUCCAAGUUAAGUGAGCUUCUACUUUUUGCUAACGACACGAGUAUCUUUUUUCACACUUUAAUCCGAACUACUUAGAGAAUGUUCUUAAUAACGAGUAACUAAAUAUUGACGUUUGGUUAGGUGCAAUAAGCUCUCAGUUAAUAUCAAAAAGACAAAUUGUUACCUUUAGUCCGAGUCAGAGGAAAGUCACUCACAGUUUUUCUCUCUCUUUUGGAGGUCAACCUCUAAUUCAAAGCAAUGUAACUAAAUUUCUUGGGGUGCACCUAGACGAACAUCUUACUUGUAAAUAUCACAUAAACUUUGUCUGUAAACAAAUCGCUAAAGCAAUCGGUAUUUUUUCCAGAACGCGUUUCUGCUUAUCUUGUAAUACCAAACUCACGCUGUACUACACAUUAAUUUAUCCUUAUAUUGCUUCUUGUAACUGCACGUGGUCUUCUACUUACGUAUCUAAUUUAUAAUUAAACAGAAUUUACUAUCUACAAAAGCGGGCUGUGCGAGCUAUUACAAAUUCAGAAUAUUGAGCGCAUACCGCUCCUCUAUUCUCCAAAUUGGAAAUUCUAGAUAUUUUCCAAGUUAAUACGCUCGAUACUGCUAAAUUUAUGUUUCGCUACCACAAUAAUCUGCUGCCUCCACUCUUCCGCAAUCUGUUUAUGACAAACAGUCAAGUCCAUAAAUAUGACACAAGAACAGCUAGUAAUUAUUGAGUGCAUUCCUGUCGUACGAACAUCAAGAAAUUCACAACUCUUUACCAAAGGACCUAGAAUAUGGAACUGUCUUCCUGCAUCUGUUACAAACUUGUCAAGCUUUUCUAUCUUUAAGAACAAAGUGCUACAGUUUUUAUUAAAAUAGUUACUGAAUUAGUCUAGCCGCACUUCUUCGCAGCCCUUAUCGAGGGUGCUAAUGUGGGUACCCAGUUCUCAGUUAACUACUAUUUUUUCGGCCAAAAAUUAGUUAACUACUACUUUUUUGGCCAAUUCUCAGUUAACUACUAAUUUUGGUUAGCUGUGAACUUUCACUUCCCUACAGCGCAUAUUAUUCCGUCAUAACCUGAAUUUUACUUCAGCACGUCAAUCAAUUUUGGGGGUAGACCCUACUAAAUUCAGGUCUAGACUUAAAUGAAUUGACAUAAACUCCGCCACUAUAGUACCAUUUAUAAGCUGAAAAUAUAGAAAUGAAAAGAACAUAAUUAUCUUACCGAAGUAGUAAAAAUGGGUAACAGAUAGCUAUUAAGACUCCUAUUAACCCAUUUUUGCUGUAAGUACAAAUAGGCCUUAACGGGUUUUGACGAGUAGGCAACCGCGUGAGAAAUUACGGUGUUUGUAUGAGAAUCUAAUGUCCAAAAAUUUCCGUAAAACGGCUGUUCUGAAAAAAAUAUGAAUUGUAAACUAAACUUUCACUCCUAACGAUUCUUCAGAAAAAAUCUGAGGUCGUUACAUGCAGCUAUAUGCGUUAGAACCACUUUUUAAAAUCUUUUUUGCAGACAAAUAGGUGGAAAAUCCUGAAGCAAGCGUCUGGAGAAAUUUUAGCACAGCAACGGCCCCCAAAAUUUGAUAGUAAAAUCCUUUGCUAUGUAGCUUUAGUUUACAGUUCAUAUUUUUUUCAGAAUAGCCGUUUUACGGAAAUUAUUCGACAUUAGAUUCUCAUACAAACAUUGUAAUUUCUCACACGGUUGCCUACUCGUCAAGAUGGCGUCGAAAACCGUGAUAAGACCUAUUAGAUUAAGUCGUAUAACCAUCAACGUACAUCCAGACGCACCGGUCAUGAUCUCGUACUGAUCUUCCCGACGUGGUCAUGCAUGUCCUGCUACAAACUUCUUCAAAGUCACCUUCUUCGUCACUUUCAGUUCAUCAUCUGAAUCAGUCUCGUACUUAAGUGGUUGCUGUAUAUCCUAUCUAAGUUUCAAUCCAUUUUCAAUCCUUGCAAUCCACUGCAACAGACAGACGACGGGAAAGAAUAUCAAUGCCAAAAUAUCGUCUUAAAUAACAAGACUGGACCAAUAUUUUUGGCAUUCAAUUGAUGCAAGAAAAAAGUUUUAGCUUUUUAAAAAGAUAGCAAAUAGCAUGACAUAGUCCCGAGACUCUGGUGGUUAAGAUCCCCCUUUAUCUUGAGUUGAUUCGCUUCUUAUAGUUGGUUGUCAAACAGUUCGAAAGGUCUCUAUCCAGUCCCUCAUUACAACUUCAUCUUCUUUUGUCACUGUUUGCACCGAUGGGAGAGACAGUUGAGACUGCUGACAAAACCAUGAAAGUAUUUGACACGAGACAAUUCGACUCUUUGUGAGUGUAGUCCACUUCGAAUUCCUAGUUCUUUUAAGCAAUUCUUUCACUGUGUUUCCAAAGUCUUCGGCGUAGUUCAAAAGCAUUAAAUGUUUUGUGUUGAAGUGAGAAAUCGCGUGUAGGUUUUCCAACUGCGUUGUCAAAAGUUUUUUGUACCUCGAUACAGACUUUGUCGACAUCCUCUUACGCGUCCCUCAAUGUUACCUUUACAAACAUCUCGUAAGUACAACUUCCAUGUACUUAAAAAAAAACGCUGAUUUUUUUGAGCCAUCAGAACUUCUUUUUGGCCAGGUCUAAUGCCUGCUAAGAGUCACAGCUUUUUUCUUUGGUUAGCAAUGUUUAACUUGACGACGAUCUUUGAGUUGUCUACACCCAGCUCUAUGACUGACGCUUUCUGUUUGCCGGGUACUACUCUGGUGCCUUUUUGUAUAUACUAAAAUCAGUUAAUAUGCCACCAGGUCAUAAGUGGGACAGAAGAAAGUCAGAAAAUAGCAUUUCUGUUUGGAAAACUUUGCUACUUUCAUUAACAUUAACGAUCGUAUUCAGUAUAAUUAAUAGAAUCUCACUUAACUGUUAACUUUUCAUUUCUCAGUUAACUACUAAUUUUUUUGGCCAAUUAUCAGUUAACUACGAACCCCAUGGGCACCCUCUUAUUUCUUAUUAUAUUGUGACGUCGAGGUGGCCUCUCUAUAUAAGCCUGGUGGUUUCUUGAGGUCUCCUCGCCUAACAUUUGCUGUAAAAAAGGCUAAUAAAAUGAUGAUGAAGCGAUUUUACAAACGAAACCCUUCGUGCACGUCACCAAAUUUAUGUCGAUUAAUCACGGCUUAAGUCCCUCAAGAAAAUUUCCUUAGAAUGAGUUACUAUCGACCUUCUUCAAACCCGAGGAUUGUUUUGUUUGUUACAACAAUGAACCACAAAGCAAAGCUGUCUCAGUGAAUAACAAAAGAAAAAUAUUUUUCUUCCCGGACGUGUCCGAGUGGACGCAGUUUUUCGUUAUCGCUCACGCGUACCCUCGUCCGAGCUGAUGCAUUCAUUGCGUCAGUUUCGCAACUGCAUUGUUCGCUCAGUUCUGGCCUGCACUGUACCCCCAUUAUAAAUGUUACAAACGCAUCCUGCUCCAAUGCCCCAAUGCCCCAAUGCCCCAAUGCCCCAAUGAAUGCUACAAAAGCUGUAAAAACUAUAACUGUCCCACCCCAAUGCCCCAUGAAUAAGUUCAAAAAAUUAGUACAAAUUGGUAGACAAUAAUAGUCAUCAUUAUUCUUUUUAUGUACAGUAAUUAUAUUGUAACACUUAAAACCCUUUGUCCCGUAGGCAGAAAGCUCAUUGUAACUAUGACCCUAAAGAAAGUUACACUUAAUGAUGACAGUACGUUUGGUGCACUGGGAAGGUACGAGUGUCAUGCUUUUGCAGGAGGAGACCCUGUGGAGAGGAGACAUGGAUUUAGUGUCAAUGUCAUUUCAAGUAAGUACAACUGUAUCUUGUUUUAG